Molecule: messenger RNA, 4101 nt
Organism: Iphiclides podalirius (scarce swallowtail)
Lineage: Eukaryota; Metazoa; Arthropoda; Insecta; Lepidoptera; Papilionidae
Source: the annotation of a GenBank genome assembly
AUGGCGCAUCAACUGGCACCGUCUGUAAAUUGUUCAUUAGACGACAUUGACCUCGGUGCAUUAAAGGACCCAGCUGGUAUAUUUGAACUCAUAGAAGUUGUGGGAAAUGGCACUUAUGGACAGGUGUAUAAGGGUCGUCACACAAAGACAGGUCAACUUGCAGCCAUCAAAGUUAUGGAUGUCACACAAGAUGAAGAAGAAGAGAUAAAGCUUGAAAUCAAUGUGUUAAAAAAAUACUCUAAUCACCGUAACAUUGCCACAUAUUAUGGAGCAUUUAUCAAAAAAACACCAUCUGGAAAAGAUGAUCAGUUGUGGUUGGUCAUGGAGUAUUGUGGAGCUGGUUCUGUGACUGACUUAGUAAAAUCAACCAAGGGUCAAUCACUGAAAGAAGAAUGGAUCUCCUAUAUUUGCAGGGAAAUUCUGAGAGGUCUAAGUUAUUUACAUUCUAACAAAGUUAUCCAUAGGGACAUAAAGGGGCAGAAUGUGUUACUUACUGAUAAUGCAGAAGUAAAACUUGUCGACUUUGGUGUGUCAGCACAACUAGACAGAACUAUUGGUAGGAGAAACACAUUCAUUGGUACACCAUAUUGGAUGGCACCUGAAGUAAUUGCAUGUGAUGAAAACCCUGAUGCUACAUAUGAUAAUCGCUCUGACCUCUGGUCUCUUGGUAUCACUGCACUUGAGAUGGCAGAAAGUCAACCACCCCUCUGUGAUCUUCAUCCUAUGAGAGCACUUUUCCUUAUUCCAAGGAACCCACCACCUCGUUUAAAAUCUAAAAAAUGGGCAAAGAAGUUCCACAGUUUCAUUGAAACUGUUCUUGUGAAAGAUUACCAUCAGCGACCCUAUACUGAACAACUUCUCAAGCACCCAUUCAUAAGGGAUCAGCCCACUGAAAGACAAGUCAGGAUACAGCUCAAAGAUCACAUAGACAGGUGUAAAAAGAGAAAGCAGGAUAACUCUGUCAGAGAAGAGUAUAAAUAUUCAGGUUCAGAAGGUGAGGAAGAGGAUAAUGCUGUCGCUGGGGAGCCAUCAUCUAUUGUGCAUAAUGCCGCUGCACAUCAGACAAGUGACACACUUCGACGUAAUUUCCAACAAAUACAAGAAGGAAGUGCCGGGGCUGAAGCUCAACCUCAACCGCCACCUAAACGCAACAGCAAGCGUGAGGAACGUGAAGAAAUCCCAGAGCCUGGGCCGCCGGCAAGGCCAUCCAUUCCACAAAGACUGAUUGUUGUGCCAGAUCCACAGGCACAACAGCCUAAUAGAUAUAGGCCUCUGCCCCCCACUCCCAAAUCGUCCGGUUCGUCAAACAGUUCCGGCUCCAACAAUGGCACACCGCCUGCAAGUGGACCUCAACCACCGCAACGUGGCUCCCAUCACAUGUUUAAACCAAUGCUUCCACCUCGAAGACCAGAGGACUUGGAUAAACUAGCCGCGCAACUUAACGAACUUGGCGUCGUAUCUGGUAACGAGCCACCAAAUCGACCUCCUCGCGCACCUACAAAUGGACAAGGGCCACCAUUGGAAAGGAACCCACCGGAACCGCCGUUUGACGACUCCGACAGCGAUUCGGACGCCGAAGAAAGCGGCGGGAGAGUUCGCAACGACGGCACCUUGCUCGCCAGCGAUCCACCCAAGCCGCUGCCCGGCCUAGCGGCGGUGUCUGAGGACGGCGCGGCGGCGGGCGGAGCGCCCACCCGCCCGCUGCCCCCCACCCCCGACGACGACGACGCCCACCCGGACCGCACGCUCGUCAUGAAGCGGAAGGAGAUCGCGGGUAGCGAUAUAAGGCAAUCGGAAGUUGACGAAGCUGUUCUACUGAAGGAUUGGGACUUUGCUAGAUUUUUCCCGUCGAAGGUUGCGCACAAAGAGGAAAAACAGGACCCCACCAAAGAGAGCGAACAGAAGCGAGGGCAACUGCAGCGUCAGUCCAGGAUCGAACUGGAGGACGCUUGGGCGAAAUACAAGGCGAUCGCAACGCCCCCCGCCCGCCACAAGCAAAUGCUCAAUAAAGAGAAAACGCCCCACGAGAAGCUCGCGGACAUGCUCAAACACAAGAAGGACCAGGAAUCGGAGCUGAACUCCCCAAACCGCUUCUUCAGGGGGUUCCGCAGGGAGAACUCCGACCUGUUCCCGCUGCCCAGCACGCGCCACUCGGCCAUAUACUUCCCGAAGCACGAGAGCCAAGCGGGCGCGGCCAAGCAGAUGAGGUCGAGCGGCAUAUUCAACCACUCGCGCAAGCAGAGCACCAAGCAGGCCGCGUCCGGGGAGCCGGUGCUCACGGACUUUAUAAAGAUGAACGACAGCCUGAGGAAGGGCGCCGCCAGGAAAGCAGCGGCCAACAGCCCCAUAGAGGCGCUGAAGAACGUCGCCGUCCUGAUCAGACAGGACAGCGAGAGCAACGGCGCCAGCCGACAGAGCAGCGUGAACAGCGACUCACCGGCAACGAGCAUAUGCUUCACGAGCGGCGGCUCCUUCGAGAAGGCGGGCGCCCUCGACCUCACCGCUGACACGCUAGAGAGCAAGCCCCGGGAGGGCAACGACCCCGGCGACCUGGUGAGACCGCGCAGGGAAAAGACCGAAUCGGACAUCGUGUUCCGACGGAACUGCCACUAUAACCGGCACACUGACGUAACGGGCAAUUGUGGGCAGGAAGCGGUACUCGCACAGGACCAGGGCCGAUCAAGCGGCGCCAACGAAGGUAGCGGAUCACGCACCAGCUCCGUACUCCCCGAUUUGCUCCAAGCUGGCCAACCAACGACCCCGCCGCGUCAUGACAAGUCCACCAGCGAAGAGUACAGACAGGCCAUUGCCGGAGGCACGCCCGCCCCCCACCACCACCACCAUCCGCUCCCCUCGUCCGUCCAAUCCACCCCGUCCAAGUCGUUCGUGUCGGGCGCGGCUUCCCCGCACCCUCUCCAGCACUCGCCGUCCAACUCCUCCGUCGGCUCCCAACAGCAGUUCCUCCCCUUGCAACAGAAGCAGCGCUCGUUCCUCACAUUCGGCUUCGGUGCGGGAUCCACGGGCAGCGGCACCGGCGGCUCCGGCGGAAACGCGUCACGCCGCGAGAGUCACGUGAACGUGAACGUCACGCCCACCGGACACGACCUGUCCUCCGACACGCCGGAAAUACGCAAAUACAAAAAGCGUUUCAACUCGGAAAUACUUUGCGCUGCUCUGUGGGGCGUGAACUUACUCAUCGGGACGGAAAAUGGUUUAAUGCUCCUUGAUCGUUCUGGUCAAGGGAAGGUCUAUCAGUUGAUCUCAAGACGCCGCUUCCAACAAAUGGAAGUGUUAGAAGGACAAAACAUUCUUGUGACUGUUUCUGGAAAGAAAAAUAGAGUGCGAGUGUAUUAUCUGAGUUGGCUUAAGUCCAAAAUUUUACGCACGGACGGCCUGAGCGACCAAGUUGAAAGGAGAAAUGGCUGGAUUAAUGUAGGCGAGCUACAGGGUGCAGUGCAUUUUCGUAUCGUUAAAUAUGAGAGAAUUAAAUUCUUAGUCAUCGCUCUCAAAGAUUCCAUAGAAAUUUACGCUUGGGCACCAAAACCCUAUCACAAGUUUAUGGCUUUCAAAAGUUUUGGUGAUCUGCAACACAGGCCUCUAUUAGUUGAUUUGACAAUUGAAGAAGGCACAAGACUGAAGGUUAUCUAUGGUUCAGCAGAUGGUUUCCAUGCUGUUGAUCUGGAUACUGCAAGUGUUUAUGAUAUUUAUAUCCCAAAACACACACAGGGAGCUAUUAUUCCUCAUUGCAUUGUUCCAUUGCCGAACUCAAAUGGUGUCCAACUAUUACUUUGUUAUGAUAAUGAAGGAGUAUAUGUUAACACAAAUGGACGAAUAAGCAAAAAUAUAGUUCUCCAGUGGGGUGAGAUGCCAACUUCAGUGGCAUAUAUUGGAACUGGUCAAAUAAUGGGUUGGGGCAAUAAAGCGAUAGAAAUACGCUCAGUGGAGAGUGGGCAUCUGGAUGGUGUUUUCAUGCACAAAAAAGCACAACGGCUCAAAUUUUUGUGUGAGCGGAAUGACAAAGUAUUCUUCUCUUCCGCUAAGGGUGGAUCCUCUUGUCAAAUAUAUUUUAUGACUCUGAAUAAACCUGGAAUGGCCAACUGG